Messenger RNA from Drosophila serrata, 366 nucleotides. Its product is annotated as anther-specific proline-rich protein APG-like. The record is from RefSeq and is a predicted model, not a curated record. NCBI's taxonomy places the organism in Eukaryota, Metazoa, Arthropoda, Insecta, Diptera, Drosophilidae.
AUGAAGCUGACCAUUGGCAUUCUCUUAGCAAGCAUCCUAAUCAUUGGAUUGGUUGACUUCUCCGAUGCAAGUUUCCUGCCUUGGCCACCAGCACCUUGUGAGCCCAAUCCCCCAAAACCUAAGCCACCAGUAAAGCCACAACCUAAGCCACCAGUAAGGCCACAACCUAAGCCACAACCCAAGCCAAAACCUAAGCCACAACCUAAGCCACAACCCAAGCCUUGCAAUCCCCCACCAUGUGGUCCCGGUGGUGUUCCUUGUGAAGGAUGCUGCGACAGGGACAAUCUUUGCAAGGAACUCAUUCAAAUGGUUAGUGAAUUGGAUGCCAAGGUCAAGAAGUGCGUCUGCGGCGUAAAGUUUAUCUAA